AUGUAUUUACUGGUUAUAGUAUUGUUAAUAAACUAUGCUCAUACUCAACAAAGUGUUUGUUCAUGUUCUUGUUGCAUUGGUCAAUCCUGUAGCCCAUCUAUUCUUGCUCCUCUUUACAUACAAUCAUGUACGAUAGAGACAUGUCGUCUGCAAUGUCGUGCUGUUUAUUUUCAAUGUCAAGCAGAUUAUCCUAACGGUCAAAUUGCAGUACAAUGUUUAUCGUAUGUUAAUCCUUUGUACAAUUGUCAAUGUGCUUGUUGUAAUACUGGUUCUGCUACUUGUACACCAUCUUUUGUUGGUUAUAGUACUGCAUAUGUAUGUCAACCAGGUUCCUGCAGCAUUUCAUGUGCUACACAGUAUCCAAGUCAAUGUGUAUCGAAUCAUAAUGGACAAACAAAUGGUGUAUGCACUGGCCCCAUUACAACAAUCACAACAACAAUAUCGACAACGACAGUUAGUAGAUUAACUAAUAGUCCAUCGAUAGGUUAUACUUGUUCAUGCAUGUGCUGUCAAUCAGGUCCUAAUUGUUCACCAAAUAUCGGAGUGGGCAACGUUAUAGCAUCACAAUGUUCGUCAUUGGCUUGCACAUCAGCAUGUCAAAAUCAACAUCCAGGAAUUUGUCCAUCGAUAGUUGAUUUGGGCCAAACUAAUGGUAUAUGUAUAAGUCAAAAUGGAGGAAAUAUACGUUGUCAAUGUCAAUGUUGUGGAACGAAUGGAUGUUCAACUUAUGACAUUAAUACAAAUGGAAAUUGUGCAUCAUGUUCUACAUUAUGUCAACAACAAUCACUUUGUGGUAAUACAAAUACAGUGACAUUCACUUGUAAUUCAAAUCCAUCAAAAAUAUCACUAGAAUUUUCUCUGACAUUGAUUGUUUUUAUAUCUAUUAUUGUUUUAAUAUAA
Rotaria sp. Silwood1 is the source of this 900-nucleotide messenger RNA. The record is from the annotation of a GenBank genome assembly. NCBI's taxonomy places the organism in Eukaryota, Metazoa, Rotifera, Eurotatoria, Philodinida, Philodinidae.